Messenger RNA from Podarcis lilfordi (Lilford's wall lizard), 11056 nucleotides. Lineage: Eukaryota; Metazoa; Chordata; Lepidosauria; Squamata; Lacertidae. The record is from the annotation of a GenBank genome assembly.
CGCCGGAACCGGAAGUUCCCGCUAGCUGGUGUUUAGGCAUCGGUUCGCCUUCCCCCGCGAUCGGAGACGGGUGUCGCGGCAUGGAGGCAGGAGGGGCCGAGCCCCCAGAGCCGCCUUCUCCAGGUGAGCGCCCCCGUUCCAGCGCACUGAGGACGAGGCGGUGUUGCACUCAAAUGGGCCCCCCACGCCCCUUGCCUUCCUCUUCUUGCUCCCUGAUUCCCCCACCCCCCGCCUCAGUUCUUCUUUCUCCCCACUUUUCUGUCUUCUCUUCUUCCCUGAGUGGCGGGGGAGAGUCCUAGUCUCUGGAGAGAAGGGAGGAGAAAGUGCGGGAGGGCGGUGAUUUGGAGGAGAACUUCGUCUGGGCAAAGGUGAAUUCGCAGAGGUGCAGAAAGCUUAUUCUCCACAUGAAACGACAGUGUGCACGAGCCUUUGGGCUGCCAUCCUUUUUAUUGUACGAUCCUUAUGAGAGAGAGAGAAGGGUCUUUAUUUGCAUCAUCCACUAGCCAUAGCAAUGAAAUGAAAUGCUUGGGCUGUAAGACACCGUUCACCCCCUUCAGUGAUCUUGCAUGCCCUCCAACAUUUCUCUGAUGAAAACAGGGACAUCCUAUUCCAGGGGUCAGCAAACUUUUUCAGCAGGGGGCCGGUCCACUGUCCCUCAGACCUUUUGGGAGGCCUGACUAUAUUUGCGGGGGGGAAUUGAACGAAUUCCUAUGCCCCCCAAAAACCCGGAGAUGCAUUUUAAAUGAAAGCACACAUUCUACUCAUGUAAAAACACGCUGAUUCCCGGACUGUCCGCAGGCCGGAUUGAGAAUGCAAUUGGGCCAGAUCCGGCCCCCGGGCCUUAGUUUGCCUACCCCUGUGGACCUAUUCCAUCAUAACGACAAUGAUGAUGGUAGUAAUUUUAUUAUUUGUACCUCUGCCCAUCUGACUUGGUUGCCCCAGCCACUCUGGGCGGCUUCCAACAUAUAGAUAAAAAACAAAACAUUAAACGUUAAAAAACUUCUCCAGGGCUGCCUUCAGAUGUCUUCUAAAGGUUGUAUAGUGACCUAUCUCCUUGGCUCGGGGGUCGCGUAACUCCACAUCCUCUAACAUUUCUCCGCUGAAAAUAGGGACAUCAUAAGGAAAAGUGGGGCAUUCUGGGGUCAAAUCAGAAACCAGGACGGCUUCAGUAAAUCCGGGACUGUCCCUGGAAAAUAGGGACACUUGGAGGGUCUGAAUGAUGUGUGGUAGCAGUUUCACUGGUACUAAUUGGAAUUUCUCUGUCUUUCCAGUCGUCGGCUCCCGAGCUGAUGUAGAGAAAGGCAGCCCAGACAGAGGGAUGCUUGAAAGCGGUCUUCCGGACAACAUUGAGGCUGCAAAGCCACUGGACUCUGCAGAAGAGAUGGUGGGAAUCCUAGCACCCGCAGACUGCCUCCCGAAGGACAGCGGUGCUCCCAGUGAGGCUUUACAAAUGGUCCACAGGGGGGAACAGAAGCCAGAUGCUUCAGGUGCUAGUGGCUGUAGGGUGACUAAGAGCUCUCCGCUGCGCCGACCUCUCUGGGGAGAAGAGAUGUCAGGGGUCCCAAACCCACAAAGCUCCCCGUUGAACUGGAAUGGGGCAUCUAAAGCACCAGGAAGUCGUCGGGAAGAGCACUCGUGGAACCCUGGUUCCAGCCUUCCUAGUGGGACGCACGAGGCCAUCAGUGCCUUUCUUUCCUCCUGCUGGAGUGAGUUGAAGACUGGGCCCUCAUCUGCAAAUAACCCGAGCAAGCCAUCUCAGCAGGGCAGCGGAGAAUCAGAGGUUAUGGCUACUGAAGACAUGCCCCCUAAUGGCGGGGAGGCCUCUGACACCAAACAGCCCCACUGGGGCGGCGGAAAGCCGGAGUCUGUUGGCUCCAAUUCGUCGCCUGCUGGACCCGCAGAGGACGAUGACCCUGCUGUCCUAGCCAUGUUCCAUGCCGUGGCCAACAGCCGCUUGCCUGUGCGGAGCCAGCAGAAGGACGAGCCGGAUUUCACGCCCGCGCAGAAGCUGGCUAUCUUGCGGGAUUUGUAUCACAGCAAGCCGCUGGUGUUCCUGGAGCGGUUCCGGACGGUCCUGCGAGAGGAACACCUGCCUUGCUUCCGCCACCUCUCUGGCAGCUACGAGGCAGACUUCUACUGUGCCGAAGUGCGCAGGGCCGGCCUGGGCAAGACGCGCCACACCCGGGUGCGGAACAAGCGCUACGCAGCCCUGCAGCAGCUCAUCCAAGGUACUGGGCCUUCAGAUCCUGGUUCCAUUCUGGAAGGGAUUAGAUUACAGGGGUCAGCAAACUUUUUCAGCAGGGGGCCGGUCCGCUGUCCCUCAGACCUUGUGGGGGGGCCGGACUAUACAGUGGUACCUCAGGUUAAGAACUUAAUUCGUUCUGGAGAUCCGUUCUUAACAUGAAACUGUUCUUAACUGAGGUACCACUUUAGCUAAUGGGGCCUCCCGCUGCCACCGCGCCACCGCUGCGCGAUUUCUGUUCUCAUCCUGAAGCAUCCUGAAGUUCUUAACCCGAGGUACUAUUUCUGGGUUAGCGGAAUCUGUAACCUGAAGCAUCUGUAACCUGAAGCAUACAUAACCCGAGGUACCACUGUAUUUUGAAAAAAAUAUAUAAAUGUAUUCCUAUGCCCCACAAAUAAUCCAGACAUGCAUUUUAAAUAAAAGCACACAUUCUACUCAUGUAAAAACACGCUGAUUCCCGGACCAUCCACGGGCUGGAUUUAGAAGGCGAUUAGGCUGGAUCCAGUCCACGGGUCUUAGUUUGCCUACCCAUGGAUUAGAAUCAUAGCAUUGUGGACGGGAACACAGAGCUCCUCUAGUCCAGCCCACUGCAAUGCAGGAAUCUUUUUGCUCAAACCCACAACCAUGAGAUGAAGAGGCUCAUGCUCUGCUGAACAAGCUCUCCCAGUUGUGCUCAUGCUUAGAGUGUCUCUUGAGUAGCAUGACGUUGGCGGUGGGCAAGAUAGAGCCAGGAUCCCUGGUUUGGCCACUGAUCUGUGGAACCCUUUCAUCCUCUUCUUUCUCUCCCCCCUUUGGUUGCCUGGCUGCCAAAGAGCAGAGCAGGAGGAUGGGCAGCAUCUAUGUUAGCCUAGCGGAGAAACAAGGGAAGUUGAGGCAGGAGCUGUGAGAGGGAGAAGGGAGCGUCUCAGAGGAGCUGCUACUUCCCUGAGGCCCAGAGUUCGGCCUUUGCUCCCGUCCUGCACCCAGCAUCCCAAAAUCCAGGAGAGGCCUUUCGUGGAGCUUGGCACACUUUGCUCUGAGCCAAGUGGAAGACCCCCUUCCCAUACCUUCUUAGGCAGGAGUGGGAAACCCAACUUCCACCAUCCUCAGCCUGCAUGAGGGAAGAUGGGGGAAUUGUGAUCAGUCAUAUUAUUUAUGAAAUAUCUUCAUCUGAAGAUCUCACACAGAAUAAAAAUAACAAAUAAAUAAAAACAUGCAGUAGAAACAAGAAAAAGGGGAACCCAUAACCCCCUCUCCCACAAGCACCUUUUCUUGUUAGAUCAUUUUUAUUAAUUUUUCCAAUAAAAGACAUCCAAUUAACAUAUCAAAUCAUAAUCCAAUAAAGAAACUAAAAUAAAAAAGGUCAAAUGAUCUUCCAAAUUGUAAUUUUAAUUUUUACGACUUCCCGCAGUCUGAACCUUGAAGCAUGUCCAAAUCUCAACUCUGCCUCUCGUCGAUAUUUCUACAUCUUGAUUUUAACUCUCCAAACUUCUUUGUCUCUGGCUCUGCGAUCCUCAGUCAUGUCAGAAAACAUAUAACCUUUCAUCCAUCGAAUACAGCUUUAUUGUGUAAUAUAUUUUUUCAACUGUCUUUUUGCUGGCAUAGCUGCAUCUGGCUCCAUUCCAGUCCGGGCUGUUAUCCACCCACAAGCACAUUUUAAUAGGAAUCGGCCCUCCGGAUAUUCCUAGAACUGUAGAAUUGGAAGGGACCCUGAGGGUCAUCUAGCCCAACCCCCUGCAAUGCAGGAAUCUCAGCUAAAGCAUCCAUGGCAGAUGUUGUUGGACUACAAGUCCCAUCAUCCCUGACCACUAGCCAUGCUGGCUGGGGCCAAUGGUAGUUGGGAUUCCAACAGGACCUGGAGGGCCACAGCCUCUCCCCCCCCUGCUCUAAGGUUUUGCAGGAGUAAAAAAAGUGGAAGGGGGAAAUGGAUGCUUUGGCGGCCAUUAUUUUGCAGGGGGGAUGGGGUGUACGUCACACAAACCUGUUAAGCAAUGGAUCCCUGACCUCUCCCAUGCCCUUACCGCACAUGAUGGGCUGGCGUGUGGGAAGGCCCUGGUGCCCUCUGCCCCAGUUGUCAUUCUCCCCACAGGAGGCUGCAGUAGCCUUGAUCCCCUGAGCUCUGGCCUGCAGUUGUUGUAGUUGUCCUAUACCCUGCCAAUCAGAGUGGGUUGCCCCAUCGACUCUGGGUGGCUUCCAACAAAAAACAGGGAAUUCCACAACAGCUCUUGGCAGAAUUAGACUGAUCCCUGUAUUGUAUAAAUAUAGGUUCGUAGGGAGGUAAAAAGAAAUUAUAUAAGAAAUAUGUAAUUGUGCGGUAUAAAGUACAGUGGUACCUCGGGUUACAGACGCUUCAGGUUACAGACGCUUCAGGUUACAGACACCGCUAACCCAGAAAUAGUACCUCGGGUUAAGAACUUUGCUUCAGGAUGAGAACAGAAAUCGCGCGGCGGCGGCGGGAGGCCCCAUUAGCUAAAGUGGUGCUUCAGGUUAAGAACAGUUUCAGGUUAAGAAUGGACCACCAGAACGAAUUAAGUUCUUAACCCAAGGUACCACUGUAAUGGAUAGAUUAAGUACAGUGAGAUUAAUUGGAAGUCAGUAUUAAAUUUCUUCUAUAUAAGUUUUAUAAUUGUGUUCAGUACCAGGAGUAUAUAAGAUGAUAAUUAUACAGUGGUACCUCUGGUUAUGUACUUAAUUCGUUCCGGAGGUCUGUUCUUAACCUGAAACUGUUCUUAACCUGAGGUACCACUUUAGCUAAUGGGGCCUCCCGCCACGUGAUUUCUGUUCUCAUCCUGAAGCAAAGUUCUUAACCCAAGGUACUAUUUCUGGGUUAGCGGAGCCUUUUAACCCGAAGCGUAUGUAACCCGAGGUACCACUGUAUUAAUCUUCUUGUAUCUUAUAGUAUGGUGGUUUGUUUGAUUCUUCUGUUAUUUGUUUGUUUGUUUGUUUGUUUGAUUGAUUGAUUGUAUGUAUGUUUGUUUACUUGUAUGUACGUCUGUUCUUUCAUAAAUGUAAUUACAGUGGUACCUCUGGUUACGUACUUAAUUCGUUCUGGUGGUCUGUUCUUAACCUGAAGCACCACUUUAGCUAAUGGGGCCUCCCACUACCACUGCGCCGCCGGAGCAUGAUUUCUGUUCUCAUCCUGAAGCAAAGUUCUUAACCCGAGGUACUAUUUCUGGGUUAGCGGAGUCUGUAACCUGAAGCGUAUGUAACCCGAGGCACCACUGUAUUUUAAAUUAAUAAAGCUAUAUUAUAUAAAAAAAGGAAAUUCCACAACACCAAGUAUGGAAAGCUUCUUGAAACAAGCCCCAUGUCUGCUUCUCUCUUGUUGCCCGCAGGUGGGGAGUACUUCAGUGACGAGCAAAUGCGCUGCCGGGAGCCCCUUCUUUACGAGCAGUACAUCGGGCAGUACCUGAGCGAUGAGGAGAUGCAGGCGCUGGGCAGCGGCAAGCUGGAGGCCUCCUGCUCUCUCUCGGGCGUCCUCCUGGACUCCUACCAGGAGCAGGUCAUCCAGCGGCGGCUGCAGGUCCAGCAGGAACAGGAGGAGGCCUGCGAAGAGGAGGAAGAGGAAGACAGCGAUGAUGAAGGUUGGUCAAGAAGAGGGGUGGGAUCUAGCGGAGGGCGGGGAGACCUUCCCAGCCUGGGGGAAUACAGUGGUGCCCCGCAAGACGAAUGCCUUGCAAGACGGAAAACGCACUAGACGAAAGGGUUUUCCGUUUUUGAGUUGCUUCGCAGGACGAAUUUCCCUAUGGGCUUGCUUCGCAAGACGAAAAUGUCUUGCGAGUCUUGAGAUUUUUUUUUUGCUUUCCCCCCCCUUUAUCUAAGCCGCUAAGCCUUUAAUAGCCUUUUAACAGCUAAUCCGCUAAGCCGAUAAGCCUUUAAUAGCCGCUAAACCGCUAAUAGCGCUAAUCCGUUAAGCCGCUAAUAGGGUUGCUUCGCAAGACGAAAAAACCGCUAGACGAAGACACUCACGGAACGGAUUAAUUUCGUCUUGCGAGGCACCACUGUAGUUAAGACUAUGAAACUCAUGGCUCCAGGAGGUAGUGAUGGCCUCCAAACUGGAUGUCUUUAAAAGAUGACUGGACACAUUCUUAUUUUUCCCUUUUUUUUUUUACAAAUUUAUUUAUUAGAUUUUCCAAAUUAAAAUUUACAUUCACAUAACAACAUACUAUGGGACAUGGGCGGCGCUGUGGGUUAAACCACAGAGCCUAGGACUUGCCGAUCAGAUGGUCGGCGGUUUGAAUCCCUGCGACGGGGUGAGCUCCUGUUGCUCGGUCCCUGCUCCUGCCAACUUAGCAGUUCGAAAGCACCUCAAAGUGCAAGUAGAUAAAUAGGUACUGCUCCGGCAGGAAGGUAAAUGGCUUUUCCCUGCGCUGCUCUGGUUUGCCAGAAGCAGCUUAGUCAUGCUAGUCACAUGACCCGGAAGCUGUACGCCGGCUCCCUCGGCCAAUAAAGCAAGAUGAGCGCCGCAACCCUAGAGUCGGCUAAGACUGGAUCUAAUGGUUAAGGGUUCCUUUACCUUUAGCUAACAACAUACUAUAUAGAAACAAGAUUCCUGAGAGUCUCCUGGACUUCCCUCCUCCCCUUUGUGGGUCUUUUUGUUAGUCCUUUCCUUCUUCAUCUUUUAUAAUGAUCCAAAUUUUUGUAGCUCCAUUAUGUCCAUAGCUACACUGCAAGUGUUAUUGCAAUCCCACUAACGAUUUUAACAAUUUACAGUUGUUUUUAAGAUAAAUUGUAGAUAUCCCCCAUUCCCUAUUAAAGUUUUGGUCCUUCUGAUUUCUGAUUCUUCCGGUCAUUUUUGCCAUUUUGGCAUAGUUCAUCAACUUGAUCUGCCGUUCUUCUCUGGCAGGGACAGUAUCUUCUUUCAACCUCUAGGCUAGUAAUAAUAAUAAUAAUAAAUUUUAUUCCCCCCCCCGGCCAGAGCCAGUAAAAUUACAGUAAAAACAUAAUGGGGGGGGGGAAACCAAUUUAAAAUACAGGUUAAAAUGCAGUUUAAAAUACAGCCUCAUUUUAAAAGUAGCCCAUAGAUCAAAACCAUAAGGGGAGGGAAACAUAAGGGUCAGACUGAGUCCAAACCAAAGGCCAGGCAGAACAGCUUUGUCUUGCAGGCCCUGCAGAAAGAUGUUAAGUCCCGCAGGGCCCUAGUCUCUUGUGACAGAGCAUUCCACCAAGUCGGGGCCAAUACUGAAAAGGCCCUGGCCCUAGUUGAGACCAAUCUUGCGACUUGGGACCUCCAAAAUGUUGUCAUUUGUGGACCUUAAGAUCCUCCGCGGGGCAUACCAGGAGAGGCGGUCCCGUAAGUAUGAGGGUCCUAGGCCAUAUAGGGCUUUAAAGGUCAAAACCAGCACCUUAAACCUGACCCUGUACUCCACCGGGAGCCAGUGGAGCUGGUAUAGCACCGGGUGAAUGUGGUCCCGCGGCAAAGACCCCGUAAGGAGCCUCGCUGUGGCAUUCUGCACCCGCUGGAGUUUCUGGGUCAGCUUCAAGGGAGCCCCACGUAGAGUGAGUUACAAUAAUCAAGCCUGGAGGUGACCAUCGCAUGGAUCACUGUAGCAUCCUCGCAGCCGUAGUUGCAUACAUAAAUUGUCUUUUCUGCUCCCUUGGGAUUUCGGCUGGACAAAUUCAUGGAGGAGGGAGGCUAUCGAUGGCAACUGGCCCUGAUGGCUAUGCCCUGGCCUCACAGUCAAAAGGCAGCAAUGCUUCUGAACAUUGCUGGAAAUCACAGGGCGGGGGGGAGAGAUGUCGGGUCCUUCUUGCGGGUUUCCCACAGCCAUCUGUCGUGAGACCGGGAUGCUGGACUAGAUUGGACAGUGGCCUGAUCCAGCAAAGCUAUUCUUAUGUUUGUAUGGGGGCAGCAUGCCAGGGGUGGGUGCCCGAGGCUAACGGGUGCCAGGGGUGGGAGCCACUCACCUUUAAUAAUAAUAAUAAUAAUAAUAAUAAUAAUAAUAAUAAUAAUUUAUUAUUUAUACCCUGCCCAUCUGGCUGGGUUUCCCCAGCCACUCUGGGCGGCUUCCAACAGAAUAUUAAAAUACAAUAACCUAUUAAAGAUUAAAAGCUUCCCUAAACAGGGCUGCCUUCAGAUGUCUUCUAAAGGUCUGGUAGUUGUUUUUCUAUUUGACAUCUGUUGGGAGGACAUUCCACAGGGCGGGUGCCACUACUGAGAAGGCCCCCUGCCUGGUUCCCUGGUUUCCUUUCUCCAAGGAAAGUCACAGGUUUCUGUAUGCGCUCGCCCUGCCCCUUGCGAACAUCUCUCCUUCCUCCCUUCGGGCAAGGAAGAGGCAUCAGCGCUGUCCAGGGACCCUUGCCAGCCUGAAAAGGCAUCUGAGGAAGGCCACUGAGGAGCAUAGAUAGGGAUUGUGGCCUUGGGAGGCGUCUCAGGGGCCCUAGAGCAGGAGAGGCCUGGAGGUCUCAUCCAGUGAUUUGAGCAGCAGAGCAUGAAAUCCAGGUCUUUGAGAGGAAGAGCAAAAGCGCCAUUGAUAUGAGCAUGAGGACUGGAGGACCGGUCUCUUGGGCUCAUUUGGGUUCCUGAGAGAUGGAGGUAGAAGACCUGGGACUGUGGCAUCCUCUGGGCUGGGAAUGUUGCUGUUUUUUUAAGGGUGCGGAGAGGAAGGGUAGCUUAUCUCCAGCUCCAGAAGGCUCACUGAUCCUGCUCUCCCCUCUCUAGACAAGGCCUCUGACCUAGAAAUGGAGGAUUGGGUCCCUGAACAGGAGGAGAAGGCCUACCUGCGGGAAGAGUUCACCAGCCGCAUGUACCAGCGCUUCCUCGACGGCAAGGAUAGGGACUUCAACUACAGGUGAGGAAUCAGGGCGGGACAUCAGUGGAUAGGUCCUUUCACUCUUUGCUGUGGGCGUUUCUCUGUAUCACUUUGGUGACAAGCCGUCAUUAGAUUAUCCUCCACCAGGGCCAGGGCCUUCUCAGUGAUGGCUCCGACCUGGUGGAAUGCUCUGUCCCAUGAGACCAGGGCCCUGCAGGAUUUAACUUCCUUCUGCAGGGCCUGUAAGACGGAGCUAUUCCACCUGGAUUUCAAUUUGAACUUAGCCUGAUCUUUUAUUCCCCUUCCUUCCCUCCCCCUCCCCUUUUUAUGAAGAUUACCCGCUCUGGGAUCCCACAGCUAAUUCUCCCUUGGUCUCCUCGCUGGCCCAAAUAGAACUAAUUUAGCCAGCUAGCCCUGGUGAUCAUCUAAUGUUUAUUGGAUGGAUUUCCCCCCUAAAUUGAUUUUUGAUUUUUGAUUUUUUUCACGUUUUAUACUGUAUUGAAUGCUGGUUUUUUUGUAGCAACAAUUAAGUGUUUUAAAUUUGUUGUUAGCCGCCCUGAGCCCGGUUUUCUGAACCGGGAAGGGCGGGGUAUAAAUAAAAAAAAAUUUUUAUUAUUAGUAUUGUUACACUGGUUCAGUGAUUUCUGCCUGCGAAGCGGUUUAUAAAUGGACAAAUAAAGAAACGAGACCAUUCCUGGCCCAGCCAGCAUCUCAUGUCUCGCAUUGCACAGAACUCAGAGGUGGAGAGGGCCCCUCACUUCCACGCUGGAUGAGACAGAGAGACCCAGGUCCCUCUUCCGUUACCCUGAACAACAUUCCUGCCCCACCCCAGUCCUGUGCCCUCCAAUUGUUGCUGGACUCAAGCUCCCCAUUCGGCACAACCAAGAUGGCCACAGGUCAGGUGCGAUGGGAGUCGUCGUCCAAAACAUCUGAUGGGCUCCAGAGCACGGAAGGGCGAUCUAGAACAUGCAGAGAGUGUGGGGCAAGGGAGAGGGGCAUUCUCUUCUUGCUAGGUUUGGAGCAGGAGCAGCCAAUGUUGCGAGACUCCAAAUCCCAUCAAGCCCCUGUGGUCAGGGAUGAUGGGAUCUGUAGUCCAACAAUGGGUGGAGAGCACAGAUUGGCCACCCCUGCUUUGGAAGCUCCCACCGCUCUGGGCUUUGGAGACUCUGAGGAGCAGUGGAGAUCUUGCAUUGCUUCCCCUCUGCCUUACACUCUCUGGACAUGCCAGGGGGCUUGUGGGGGCAUGCUGAGCAGCAGCCACAGAUUGUGGCUGGCUCUGUGGGUCAGCCAAAACUUGCGGACCCCUCUCCCUCCCACAGAGCAAGCUGGUUCCUCGGUGCCAGCUCCGCAGACCUGAAGCCGCUUCCGGGUUUGUGAGUGUAAACCCGUACCUUUCCUCCCUCCAGCGAGGUUGACGAGAACCCCGACUUUGACAACCUGGACAUCGUGUCGCGGGAUGAGGAGGAGCGCUACUUUGAUGGGGAGGAGCCGGAAGACGCAGACGCUAUGGAAGCAGAGUAGAUGGGGCUGAGAUCCUGACCCCCCAAGGUGCCAGGAUGCAGCAGCAAGAAGGAUGUGUUGGCUAUUUCCUUCCCACCUUGUGCAACCUCUCUCCUGCUGGACUGGGCGGCUCCGCCGAUAGGGAUCAGAAUGGCACUGGAGUGUAGGGUGAGUUGUCUUGGAGGUCUAUGGCAAUGGACGGUCUGUGAUGCCUGCAGCAUCUUCUGCACCCCACCACUCCUGAGCUCCCCACUUCCCAGUUGCUAAAGAGGGGUAAGGAAGGGAAUGUCGCUCUCUGGGACUGGUCAUCGGCCGUCUGGAUCAGAAGCACCUGGGCAGAUCUUGGCUUCCCUUCUGUGGCGCCGCCUUCGCUUUUGGACAUUCCUGUUGUAGAGAUGUGUCUCUGUCUCUUUCCUGUAAGAAAUGGGUCUUCUGUGUUAGAGAUGGGGCUGGCCUGAAGCCCAAACCCUCCCGUGCGAGGGACAUUGCUGGCUGGCAAGUUGGCUUUUUGCAGUAUCUAUGUCCGAUUGAUCAUUAUUUUUUGCAGCGUUGGACAGCUGAAAAUAAACAACCUUUUAAGUAA